UUUUAUUAUGUUAUGUUAUAGUAAAAUUUAACUCGUGGCGACACAAAAUUGGAAAAAUUCCACAACAUGUGCAAAUAAUGAUUGAUGGCUGACUUAUCUGUGGCAUACAAUGUUAUACAUAAUUCAAGUGCAGCUAUUGGAUUAUUAAAAAACCAAUUAGAUUUUUCCUCCUUCUAGAAGCAAUUUUUUAAUAAAUAAAUAAGAAAAUAAUUGCUCCAAGAGAUGAAUAUUUGACAUUGUGAUUGCUACCUCCCAUCUAUUUAAUCAACGGUUUUCCGGUUAAUUAAUAUUCUUUCGUCAGUCAUGGACGAAGAGUUUUUAAUCGGGACUUUUGAAACGGAAAAAAAAUUCCUUCGUUAUGGAAGUUUCUAUCCUUGUGGCAAACGUAUCAAGUUUAUUUUUUUGGGAUUGUUCAUGUUUGUCUAUUCCUGGACUGAAUUCCUCUCAAUGAUCACAGUAUUGUUCGUCGAACGUGACAAUUUAACCAAAUUAUCCGAAACUUUGCUCUUUUGCAUGACUCAAGCCGCUUUUCUCUUCAAACUUGUCAAUUUUCUCUACCACAACAAGACCAUGCUGCGGAUUGAAAGCAUUCUUAAAAACCCAAUUUUGAAUUGUUUGGACCAAUUUGAAAAAAACAUUAUUGAGAAGUACAUGAUUCGAGUGAAAUAUCUGGCAAGGCUGUUCCGAAUUUUGUGCAUUUUAACUGUGUCUUUUUAUGGGUUGUUUCCGUUUAUUGACGAGGACCCAGACCAUAUGUUACCACUACCAGGAUGGUUCCCUUUCGAUGUGAAAACCCAUCAAAUUGAACUGGUCAUUGCCCAGACUUGUGGGAUAGCAAUUGGGGCUUUUCUCAACUCAACGUUGGAUAUUUUACCUACGAUUUUAAUAACUCUAGGUUCUGCACAAUUCGAUAUAUUGAAAAUAAGACUCGAAAAUAUCACAAGUGUGGAUACUUCGAAGUCUUGGUUGGUCAAAAAAGCAAUCAAAAAAUGCGUUAUCUAUCACACCAUCCUUUUAAACUACAUUACUCAAAUUGAAAUUUUGUUCCACAAAGGCAUUUUUGUGCAAUUUACGGCAAGUGUUGUAGUUAUUUGUCUCACAGGUUUCCAGAUGCUUGUUAUUUCGGUCAGAAGUAUCCAAUUUAUUCUCUUGAUGAUUUAUUUCUCGACAAUGACGUGUCAAAUUGCGCUGUAUUGUUGGUACGGCAAUGAAUUAAUGUACAGGAGUAUCGGCUUAUCUGAUGCUUGUUACAUGUCCGAGUGGAACAAAUGUGACACUUCGGUGUGUAAAAGUUUGGCAAUUAUUAUGGAAAGAGGGAAAAGACCGGUUGUUUUAAAGGCCGGGAAUAUUUUUUCGCUGAAACUUACAACACUGAUGACCGUACUUAAGUCGUCCUAUUCAUAUUUUGCUGUACUUCAACGACUUUAUUCUUGUUCCAGCCUUGGGUCAAGCAAAAUGCCUUUCACCAUCAAAGACUACGAUUUGCGAAAUGCCUUUGAAACUGAACGCACCCUUUUAACCCUUUCAGGGUUUUACCCUCGGCGUACGAAAAAAUACAAUUUUUUCUACAACACAAGUGCCCUCAUAAAUUUAUUCAUCGCUUAUGGACAGCUAUUUUCAAUGGUUGUCCAAAUGGUAAUCGACCGAAACGAGCUUUCGAAAUUGAGUGAAACGUUGCUGUUUUUCAUGACGCAUUUUACGUUUUUAUGCAAACUCACAAAUUUCGUCUACUACAAGAAAAAAAUGUUUGAAAUUGAAGACAAUCUUUCAAGGAAGAUAUUCUACGGGUUUGAACUGUGGCAGAUCAAACCUAAAAUUGACUCGUGCAAGUUCAUCGCUAAAAUUUUCCGAAUUUUGUGCAUUUUGGUGGUUUUGUUUUACACACUUGUGCCCUAUUUGGACGAUAAGGAGGAUUUGAGUUUGCCUUUGCCGGGCUGGUUGCCCUACAAUACGAAAAAAUAUUACUACCCGACUGUAAUUUUUCAAGUAAUGAGUGUGUCGGUUAGUGCUUAUAAUAAUUCAAGCAUUGAUGUUUUGACUUGUAUGUUGAUCACGGUCGCUUCGGCGGAGUUUAAUUUAUUGAAAGGGGCCUUAAAGACGAUUGAUUUUCACCCAAAAGGGCACAAUACCAAGCAACUGAUUGAAGCAAAAUUUGAAAAUUGUGUCAAUCAUCACAAAGAAAUCGUCAAGUUUGCUUACCAAAUCGAGACCAUUUUCUCUAAAGGGAUUUUUUUGCAAUUUUUUGCGAGCAUUAUUGUGAUUUGUUUCACCGGUUUUCAGAUGAUUGUUGUGCCUAUCCCAAGUAUGCAAUUUAUUUUUUUAAUCAUUUAUUUCUCCUGUAUGAUGUGUCAGGUGGCAAUGUAUUGCUGGUACGGACACGAUAUUAUAACUACGAGUGAUUCAAUUGGGCAAGCUUUUUAUAUGUCCAAUUGGUACGAAUCUGACGUCAAAAUUCGCAAAAAUAUUUGCAUUUUUUUGGAAAGGACGAAAAAACCGGUUAUUUUAACAGCGGGAAAAUUUGUUACCUUGUCACUGACCACGUUCACAACCAUCCUACGGUCCUCGUAUUCGUAUUUUGCAGUGCUCCAACGUUUAUACAAAGAAGAUUCUUAAUUGUCUGAUUUAAUUAUGAACAUUUUUCACGUGCACUUCAACUAGCACUUUAUCACUAAAAAUC
Tribolium castaneum (red flour beetle) is the source of this 2677-nucleotide messenger RNA. Its product is annotated as odorant receptor Or1. The transcript is spliced from 12 exons. NCBI's taxonomy places the organism in Eukaryota, Metazoa, Arthropoda, Insecta, Coleoptera, Tenebrionidae. The coding region runs from base 304 to 2613 and encodes 769 amino acids. Gene Ontology annotation, cellular component: plasma membrane. Gene Ontology annotation, biological process: detection of chemical stimulus involved in sensory perception of smell; sensory perception of smell. The record is from RefSeq and is a predicted model, not a curated record. Gene Ontology annotation, molecular function: odorant binding; olfactory receptor activity.